Molecule: messenger RNA, 2277 nt
Organism: Raphanus sativus (radish)
Lineage: Eukaryota; Viridiplantae; Streptophyta; Magnoliopsida; Brassicales; Brassicaceae
Product: protein POLLEN DEFECTIVE IN GUIDANCE 1
Exons: 11
Coding region: 136-1965 (609 amino acids)
Biological process (GO): maintenance of protein localization in endoplasmic reticulum
Cellular component (GO): endoplasmic reticulum membrane
Source: RefSeq, a predicted model, not a curated record
UAAACGGCGUUUCCCAAAAACAGCGUCUCCGCCUCGACAACGACAAUCCCCUCGCCCCUUCCACCUCUCCUCUCUGUUUUUCCGAUUUGGCGAUUUUAUUUUGCUUCAUCUCUUCUCCAUUGGUUCCUCUUGACAAUGACGGUUAGGUCCAACGGGAGAAAACUCUCCUUCGAGAUUCUCAGCUCCUUGGACAACGACUCACGUCCGCCAAUAAUCCCCCGUUCCAGCUCAGAUCCGGUCACCGGAAUCGACUCCACUGAAUCUCCUAAGCGAAGGAGACAAAGGAAGAAGAAGAAGAAGCACAACAAAGUCGAGACUAUCCCUGAGAAUGGCGAUCCUCAAUUCGCAUCGAUCGCGAACGGUUCCGUGGAGGAUCCCAGCUGGGCCUCCUGCGACGACGGCGGUGGUGAGAGAUCGGUUUACGAAAACAGGUUGAAUUACUUCAGCAGCAGUGGUGGCAGUACAGUAACGCAGACGAUACAGCACAACGGGUUCAAGUUCGGCGAGCUGAGGCAGAGGAACGUCAACGGGAGUAUGGACUCGACUAACGAUGAGAGAUUCUCCGAGACCGUGGCUUCUUCUGAUAAGGAGAAUCAUCCGCCGUUUCAGGAAGUGCAGAAUCAGUUUCCGAGGAGUGAGACGAAUGGGGGGAAUGUUGUGGUGACGGCGAGACUUGACACCGAAGCUUCUUUGGACUGGAAUCAGCUUAUGGCUGAUGAUCCUGAUUUUCUUAGUGCUGAGACGAGGUCACCUAUGAAGUACUUUAUGGGGGAGAUUUAUGGUGGGGUCUCGUUACGGAGCACAACCACCACUGGGAAUGAUGUUGAACGGGAGAGGAUAUAUGAUAUGAUCUUCCGCUUGCCAUGGCGAUGCGAAGUGCUUCUACACACUGGCUUUUUUGUCUGCGUCAACUCGUUUCUGUCAUUGUUGACAGUCAUGCCAAUAAGAGUCCUGCUGAUGUUUUGGGGUGCUCUUAAGAAGAGGCAGUUCAGGAGGCCUUCCUCAUCGGAGCUGUCUGAUCUUGCUUGUUUUCUAGUUUUGGCGUCUGGUACCAUUCUUCUUGGCAGAACAGAUAUCAGCCUGAUUUACCACAUGAUUCGUGGUCAAAGUACCAUAAAACUAUAUGUGGUUUAUAAUAUCUUAGAGAUAUUUGAUAGACUCUGUCAAAGUUUUUGUGGAGAUGUAUUUGGGGCUCUGUUUAAUUCCGCAGCGGGACUGGCUAUUUCCCCUCCUGAGAAACUGAGAUUUUCUACAUGGAGAUUCGUUUCGGAUCUGGCAUUAACGAUGGUUGCGUCGAUUCUCCAUUCAUUCAUUCUAUUAGCUCAGGCAAUUACGUUGUCAACUUGUAUUGUUGCUCACAACAAUGCCUUGUUGGCCCUUUUGGUGUCAAAUAACUUUGCCGAGAUCAAGAGCAGUGUCUUCAAGCGUUUCAGCAAAGACAACAUUCAUGGUCUAGUAUAUGCGGAUGCAAUAGAGAGAUUCCACAUAUCGGCCUUCCUAGUCUCUGUUUUGGCUCAAAACAUUCUCGAGGCUGAAGGUCCAUGGUUUGGAAACUUUGUCUACAAUGCUACUAUGGUCUUCUUCUGUGAGAUGAUGAUAGACAUCAUCAAGCAUUCAUUUCUUGCGAAGUUCAAUGGCAUCAGACCUAUAGCGUACUCUGAGUUUCUUCAAGCUCUCUGUGAGCAGACUUUGAACAUUCACCCGGAAGAUAGAAAGACAAAUCUCACAUUCGUCCCUAUUGCACCCGCCUGUGUGGUGAUCAGAGUACUGACUCCAGUAUAUGCGGCACACUUGCCUUGUAGUCCCCUCCCAUGGAGAGUGAUGUGGAUGGUCUUUUUAUUUGUCAUAACAUGUAUAAUGCUGACAAGUCUCAAAGUUCUCAUCGGCAUGGGACUUAGGAAACAUGCAACUUGGUAUAUUAACAGAUGCAGAAGGCGAAACUCCUCCCAUCUACACAACGAUUAGUCUUGAGUCUUAAAAACUACAGAGAGAAUUGAAGAAAGGUCUGACACCUCAGCAGGAUGGAGUUUGGUUUGCAGAAGGAGGAGUAAAGCUACCGGGCUGCACUCAACUCCGAUCCAAUUCACAAGUUCGUUUUGAGAUAUGAGAUCAUCGUUGUGAUCUUAUACAUGUUUAAUAUUGGAUGAAGAGAUUUUGGUAUCGUUAGGCAAAUAUGUACAGAGAGAUUCCAUGGACCAUUUUGGCAAAAGAACAAAAAAGCUAUCGCAGGACAAGUUGCCAUAAAUACUACUCUCCCAUCACAGGACACUUUCAUCC